Messenger RNA from Daucus carota subsp. sativus, 2094 nucleotides. RefSeq lists its product as uncharacterized. The record is from RefSeq and is a predicted model, not a curated record. The transcript has 5 exons. The coding region runs from base 314 to 1891 and encodes 525 amino acids. NCBI's taxonomy places the organism in Eukaryota, Viridiplantae, Streptophyta, Magnoliopsida, Apiales, Apiaceae.
ACAUUACGCCUCUCUCAAAACAUUUUCUCUCCUCUCUCCCUCCGUCUCUCUCUCUAGUUAUAUAUGCAUCUAUUUAUCUUUAUAAAAUCAUAUGGCUGCAGAUAAAAAUCUACUAUAGAUUCUUUCCUGUUCUCAGUAUUAUUCUGCCAGACGUUCGUGCUUAUUCUUUCAAUAACUCAGGAAGCUAGUUGAUGAACCAAGUCUGAGGGCCUUGAUAAAAUUGUCGCAGAGUGCCUUAAACCGGAUAUCCAAGAUUGUUGUUAGAACUAAUAGAGCCUAAUUAAGAGUAGAAUUGUUUAAUUAAUUGAAAGAAAUGGCAUCUCUUACACCUGGAGUGUUACUUAAGCUUCUUCACAGUAUUGAUUCCAACAUUAAGGUUCGUGGUGAACAUCGAUCCAUUCUUCUGCAAGUUAUUAGCAUUGUCCCUGCUUUAUCUGGAUCAGAGUUGUGGCCAAACCAGGGGUUCUUCAUCAAAGUCUCCGAUUCAUCUCAUUCCACGUAUGUAUCACUAUCGAGGCAAGACAAUGAGCUAAUUUUGAACAAUAAACUGCAGCUUGGUCAGUUCUUUUAUGUUGACAAAUUGGAGGCUGGAAAUCCUAUUCCAGUUCUAGUUGGUGUGAGGGUUGUUGCAGGACGUCAUCCGUUUGUGGGGAAUCCAAAGGAUUUGAUGCAGAUGUUAGAUUCCUCUCAGGAAUCAAUUCGAGAAGGCUUCAACAGCUCAAAAUUAAAUGAGUUGGCUGAAGCAAGAGACGAGAGUGCAACACAGAAAAUUGUAAUAAAGAAGGAAAAAACAGCUGUUGCAUCAAGGUACAUGCAAGGUGUCUCAACAUGUAGCAGCAAAUUAAGUAGAACUGACUCUACUGGUUCUGAAAACAUUGGGAGUGAGAGCGGUUCUGCAUCCAAGAAGGUUGGAACCUUGAAAGGCAACGAUCACGAGCUGAAAGAGCAGACUCGGACAACUCCUUUGCUGAACCGCAUUACCUCACAAGCUGCAAAGCAAAAUUCUACUAUUAAUGAAACCAAGGAGGUCUUGCAACUGAAAAAAGACCUGGAUACUAAACGUGUAACGAGAAAACAAGAAAAUGUUAACUCAAACUACAUAUUAGGAAGAAGAGAGAAAAAGCAACCUUUGGGUGCUAUCUCCUGGCCUUCCCUCCCUAGCAGGCUUUUGAAGCCGGGAAAGGAAAUUCUUAGAAGAGCAAAUAUAGCUUCUUUGGUGGCAGCUGAAGCUCAGAAGGAAUCAGCACAAGCAGCAACUCUGGUCACUUGCCUGAGAAAGUUUGGUGAUCUAUCAGCAUCUGCCUCACUGAAUGAUCCUCAUCUCUGUCUCACCAAAUUCUUUGCACUUUACCAGCUCAUUGAACACCCAAAUUUCACAACACAACCCAAAAGUAGCCCACCUCAUAACAAUGCAUGUAAACCAUAUAGAGACAAAUCAAAUAAACGUGAAGUUCGAAAACAGGGUAAAAGUAUGGUGAAGUCACCUAAGCCCACAAUACAGAUAAGCGAGGCUGAUAAACUAGAGUGGGCAAAAACAGAUGGUUUGACGAAUAUUGAAGAACUAAGAGAAAUACUCCUCAGAGAAACACAAAUUUGGUUUGUGAAAUUCUUGGAAGAAGCCCUUGAUGCUGGAUUCCGGGUGAGUAGCCGAGACAAGAAAGGAAAAGCCAAUGUAGCACAGCAAACGGAACAGAAUAGCCACAUUGCUGUCACACUAUCACUGCUUAAAAGUGCAAAUGGGUGGCUGGACCAAUUAGGAACUGAUCUUUUUGUAGAGAAAAAUGGCUUAAGAGAAACAGUUGAUCGGUUAAAGCAGAAAGUGUAUUCGUGUUUGCUUUUACAUAUGGAUUCAAUUGCAUCAGCUUUAGAAAAUCAGCCCGGACGUGCUUAAGUUAACCAAUAUUAUGUUUUCUGUGACCCUUUCUCCAGGGUGUAGGAGUUAUUUAAUUUAUUUAAACCUUGUAAUUCAGAGACAAAACCUUCAUUGUGGAGAAUGGUCACUGACUCACUGUCCUCCACAAAAAUUGUACUCCCUUACACAGUCACUAUAACUUAUGUUCGAAAGCAAUAUAAAUUAUGAUAUUUUUCAUUGUU